Camellia sinensis is the source of this 1332-nucleotide messenger RNA. NCBI's taxonomy places the organism in Eukaryota, Viridiplantae, Streptophyta, Magnoliopsida, Ericales, Theaceae. The record is from RefSeq and is a predicted model, not a curated record.
AUGUUAGCAAAUUUUGGGUUUGGCAAAAAAUGGAUCUCUUGGAUUCAGGAGUGUGUCUCUACUGCUAGAAUUUCAAUCCUUGUCAAUGGAUCUCCAACCAAGGAGUUUAACCCCCAAAAAGGGCUCAAGCAAGGUGACCCCUUAUCAUUAUUCCUAUUCAAUUUGGUUGUUGAGGCAUUAAAUAUUCUUUUUCAGAGAGCUAUGGAUCUGAGAUUGCUCAAAGGGGUAUCUGUUGGGGCCAAUGAUGAGGUGCAAUUGUCUCACCUUCAAUUUGCAGACAAUUCCCUUUUGUUCUGUGAAGCUGAGCUAACAGAGGUGCUAAAUUUGAAAAGAAUUCUUAGAUGCUUUGAAGUGUCUUCAGGUCUUAAAAUCAAUUACCAUAAAAGUGUUGUUUGUGGGAUUGGCAUCUCCGGAUCUUCCCUUGUUGAGUUUGCUUCCCUCUUGAAUUGCAAGACUCAAAAUUUACCAAUCAAAUAUCUAGGUCUGCCCUUGGGUGCAAAUCCUAGAAGGAAGAAAACUUGGAAACCAGCAGUUGAUAAGGUAAAACUAAGCAAAUAUCGGUUCCUUGGUGGAAAAUGGGUUCCAAACCCAAGUUUAAACACCUCAUCCUCUUAUAUCUGGAAUGGCAUAGUGGCAGUAGGUGAACAAAACCAGUCUCUUUCAUUAUACUAUGCUAGUAACCUCCAGUUAAAGGUGGGCAAUGGAUGUCAUAUAAGAUUCUGGUUUGAUUCUUGGUGUGGGAAUAUUUGCCUAAAAGAUGAGUUCCCUCGGCAUUUCAGUUUAUCUUUACAAAAGGAAGGUCUGCUAAAGGACUUUGUGGAAGUUUCUGGCACAACUAAGAACUGGUUGUUCACAUUUAGGAGGCCUCUCUUUGUUUGGGAAAAGAAUGAAUUGCUCAGGCUAAAUGGCAUUGUAGGUUCAGUCCCCUCCUUUCAGUUGGAGUCUAAGGACAGUGCAGUUUGGAGAGCAACCAAGCCAGGGCAAUCUUUUAUGUCUAACCUUUACAAUCAUACCAGCAGUGCGUAUGGUGGUACUGUUAGUUUAAGUCAUCUGGUGUGGAUCAAGUUUCUUCCCCCUAAGGUGCAAUUCUUUGGUUGGCUCACAUGGAAGCACAAGAUCAAAACUUCUGUAUUCUUGCAGCGGAUUGGAGUCUUGGAUAGUUCUGUCUCUACAUUGAAAAAAAGAAAGAAAAAGCUUUGUGAGGAUAUUAUCGCUAGGUUGAAGAGUAUGCACGAGACAUCUACUGAACCUAGUGCUUCUACAUUUGCUUCUUCUUCUAGUGCUAAUGAGGAUGACUAUGCUGUGGAAGAUGAUAUUGUGAAGCAUGCAUGA